This is a messenger RNA of Papilio xuthus (Asian swallowtail), 4027 nucleotides long. RefSeq names its product palmitoyltransferase Patsas (gene Patsas). Gene Ontology annotation, molecular function: palmitoyltransferase activity; protein binding. The coding region runs from base 1103 to 2704 and encodes 533 amino acids. Gene Ontology annotation, cellular component: Golgi membrane. The transcript is spliced from 9 exons. NCBI's taxonomy places the organism in Eukaryota, Metazoa, Arthropoda, Insecta, Lepidoptera, Papilionidae. The record is from RefSeq and is a predicted model, not a curated record. Gene Ontology annotation, biological process: protein palmitoylation.
AAUUAAUUAUUGCAAAGAUGAUUCCAUUUUAAACUAAUGGAUUUAACUUCAUUAUCUUGUGUCUUCAGGUCAUAUUUCCAAUGGGCUCAGAGCCUACCCAAUUUCAUUAGCAAUAAAACUUUUUGCUAAUCAAAGGUGACUAGGGUAUAGUGAGUCGGCUGGCCAAGUGUGAGUAUAAAGAACGCUAUUUUGAAUUCUAAAUAGCAGUUUUUAUUUGUCAUUAAAAUAUAUUUAAUAUAAGAGUGAAGUAAAUGCGUUUAACGUUUUCACUUCAACACGGAAGUAUUGAAAAAUGAUUUACUUCCGAUGUAAUGCAAUCACAAUACAACACGCGAUCAUAGUUUCAACAUAAAUAGGUGGAUAGUGAAUUUUAACAUGGCUAACCAAAGAAGUGUAACUUUGUAAAGGCUUAGAUAAUCCGUUCCUUUUGAACGUUUAGUCCGUUCUUUUAUUAUUACAAGUGAACAAUUUUUUUAAUUACAAAACCAUCACCUUAUCGAUGUUAAAGCUCGGAUUUGUAACCGAUACAAGAAUAAAUAGAUGUUGUUUUUUAUCCGUUGUAAUACGUACAUAAAUUACCGCACUAAUAAUGCUCUUGGAAAGUGAGUCAUUGUUAACACGUCGUGCAAUUUCAUACACGACCACAAAGAGACUUUGUACCAUGUUUAUCAUGAAAAUUUUCGUUGUAAUUACAUUCUAUGAAAACAAGUAACAUACUUUCAAUAUGAUCAAACAUUAAACCUAAUUUUUCUAAUCCGUUAAUGAUUUGAUUGUCACUUUUGAUUUCCAUUAAUUUGAAUAUGGCGCUUCAAGAGGCCAGUACGGCGCAUGUCCAUAGACUUAAGAAUCAAUAGAGUGACAGUAGCAUUUGUUUGACGCUGCAAGUGGACGUUCUUUGCUACUAUAAGAUUUGUGUGUUCUAUGAAUGCUGGUGGUCUAGAGGAGUUUUGAUUGUUGGUGUUAAGGUGCAGUGGCCGUGGCGGACGGAGAGAAUACAGGUUCGGCGGCGGUCGGCGUCGGCCUCGCCGUGAAUAGCAAGGUGUACCCGAGGCCGGGGGCGGCGCGGGGAGUGUGGGCGCUCCCGCAGCCGCCCCCCUGCAACAUGGCGGCCGAGGAGGCGCUGCCCGCCUGCUCCCCACUCUCCCCGGACACACCCGCCGCGCCUCCACGCAUCACUACCAACUUCACGCACCUCUCGGAUCUCCAUCAGCUCAUCUUCGAGGCUGUACGAUCCGGUGAAGUUUGUGAGAUAGAGAAGGUUGUGGAGAAGCUGGGUGUGGAGGUGCUCAGUGCGCGAGACCAGCACGGCUACACGCCAGCGCACUGGGCAGCUCUUGACGGCAGCGUCGCCGUAAUGCGUUACCUCGUCGAGAGUGGCGCACCGAUCGACCUCUCGUGCUUGGGAACACAGGGACCAAGACCAAUACACUGGGCGUGCCGCAAGGGCCACGCCUCUGUGGUCCAAGUGCUGUUGCAAUCAGGGGUCGCAGUCAAUGCAGCAGAUUUUAAAGGUCUAACCCCGCUAAUGACGGCAUGUAUGUACGGCAAGACAGCAACCGCGGCGUAUUUACUGGGUAUGGGCGCGGCGACGCGUCUCUCUGACAUCAACGGAGACACCGCGUUGCAUUGGGCCGCCUACAAAGGCCACGCCGAUCUCGUGCGCCUACUGAUAUACUCCGGCGUGCCUUUACACUGCACGGAUAACUUCGGAUCAACACCUUUACAUCUCGCCUGUCUUUCCGGGAACCUUACGUGUGUUAGAUUGUUAUGUGAAAAGGUGAAAGCAGAAUUAGAACCCCGCGACAAGAAUGGAAAAACACCGUUAAUGCUGGCGCAGAGUCAUCGGCACGCUGAGGUUGUGAAACUGCUGCAGAAAGAAAUGAAGAGGAAAUCGCACUGGAUGCCGCCACUCUCUGAGCUCUGGGCGCUGCUGUUCGGAGGCGCGGGAGACUCGAAAGGACCUUUACUGUUCUUCUUGGUCUCCGUCCUGCUGUGGGGCUAUCCGAUGUAUAUAAUACGGUGCAUACCUCUAACAUGGAAUACAUUACGUCUAUCACAUUACUUCUUUUUGUACUGGAAUGUAAUAAUGUGGCUGAGCUGGGUGGUCGCCAACCGGCGCGACCCCGGCUACAUCCCGCAGAACUCUGAGACAUACUACCGCGCGAUCCGACAGAUACCUUACUAUGAUAAGUGGAAGAAACGGAAUGUCAUCCUCUCACGUCUGUGCCAUACUUGUCGAUGUUUAAGACCUUUAAGAGCUAAACAUUGUCGGAUUUGCAAACGUUGUGUGGCGUACUUCGACCAUCAUUGCCCUUUCAUCUACAACUGUAUCGGCGUUCGAAACCGAAUGUGGUUCUUUUUAUUUGUAAUGAGUGUUGCUAUAAACUGCACGCUAUCUAUAUACUUCGCCUGUUAUUGUCUGUUUUUAGAGGGUUUUGGUUUAUUGUACAUGCUUGGACUUUUAGAAGCUAUAACGUUUUGCGCGCUCGGUUGGAUUCUUACUUGCACAUCGAUUCUUCACGCAUGCAUGAACCUGACUACUAACGAAAUGUUUAACUACAAACGAUAUCCUUACUUGAGGGACAAGAGAGGUCGCUACCAGAAUCCAUUCUCACGAGGACCUAUCAUGAACUUCAUAGAGUUCUUCGUCUGUCUCCCGGAUAAAUACGAUGAACAUGACUUCUUCUAUGAGGAGAGCAUUUGAUACGAAGUGCGCUGACAAAGCGACAGCAGCCUGUCACGGAAGAAGGCAAAGGAAGCUGUCAUCUUGUCACAACAGGCUCAAACCAGCAGGAAUGCUAAGACUAAGUUUGCAGUUUAAUGCUUGAUAAGACAGUUGCCUCACUUGCUAAAAUUAUAGCUAUUUUGCUAAGAAGUGGCUGCGCAGGAGCAUUUGCAAAGCAUUCGUUGCAAAGGACUCUAAAAAUUGUGUGAUUGCGGGACUAUGAAAUACAUUAAUCACAAUAAAGUGCUGAUUAUUUUAGAGCACCGUAUUAAAAUGUGUAAUUUACUUCUGCUUAUUUAACGCCUUGCACAAGAAUUAGAUAUAAAAAGAGAAACAUAUUAACUGAAUUGUGUCUAAAAAUGUCAACUGAAAUUUCGAUGUCUAUUAAAGCAUAGCGGUAUUAACGAAAAUAUCAAUUUUACAGUAAACUUUAGGUCUUAAGUGCAUUUUUAUCAGGAUUAAAAACUCGAUAUAUUUGGUAUUAAGACUAUUCAGAGAUAUUUUAAAAUAUAGUCAAGAAACUUACAAAGUCGGCCUUUGCUAUGUAAAACAGGGUUAUGGGAUGUAUGGGAAAUGCAUUAAAUAAAACACAAAUAUUACAUCAGUCUCAGUAUAAUGUGAAUUUAUAGCUGACACAAGCAAAAGUACAUCUACGUAACUAUUACAUGUUAAGCACAUCGAUAUUACGCUGGUUAUGAAUAAAAUUUUGAAAAUUAUCCAAACUUAAAAAAAAGCGUCUACUUUCUAAUUACCCUCUUAAAUAUAUCACAACGUUUCAUGAAUGAUACUAUGUGUAACACGAUACACACACACACUACAUUUAUAUGUAGACAUUGAUUCCAUCUCAAACUCUACCAAGCGAAUUAAAAAAUAACGUAUAUUUGAAAAGUGCAAUGCUAGUAAUCGUCUAUCAAUCACGUGAGCCUCGAGAGGAUCCGAAAAAAUCACGGAACAUCACGGGAAGGUGCAAAAUAUAUCACGUGAUUUUCUAACUAAUUAAGGUGAAGGUUAAUAUGAAACCAGAUAUCGCCAGGGAGGGAUUUCAAAAGUUGAUAACAUCACGUAAUUAAUAAACGGCCACUAAAUACAAAAUUAUUACGUCCUGAAAGAAUAUUUUUAUCAUUAUAGCUUUUUCUGGUAUACAAAUGUGGGACUCUAUUCUAAUUGUUAUAAACAUUAAAAUUUUAAUGCCUCAGUUUUAUGUCGUUUUAAUUUCCUCUUCCGUAUCUAAUUAUCUUUUUUAGAUAAAAUUAUAGACAAAUAAAUAGAAUUAUCUGUAGAUAAUACUGGCUUGUGAAAUAA